Molecule: messenger RNA, 149 nt
Organism: Racocetra persica
Lineage: Eukaryota; Fungi; Glomeromycota; Glomeromycetes; Diversisporales; Gigasporaceae
Source: the annotation of a GenBank genome assembly
AAAAGGUGGUAGGAAUUUCAACAAAACAUAUUAGAGAAAAAAUUGUUGUCGAAACGCCUAAAGAUUUUGCCAAUCUCUACGAAAGAUGCUGGUCGUCAGAUCCAGGAAAACGUCCAACUCUAAAUGAAGUUUCAAUAGUGCUUGAGAAG